GGUUUUUAUAUAUGGGGGUGGGGGAUGUAAGAAGCUCUUCUUGCUCGUUGCUCUGCGUAGAGAAAUCGGGUGGCUGGUCAAAAGCUGUGUUGGGGUCGUGGAAUUUUUGAUACCGAAAGAAUUAGUGGUGCUUUGAUUUCUUUUGGUCGCUGCUUUUUCUCGUUUGGGUAGUGAUUUUGAUGUGUGAGGUGGGUGUGGUGGGGGUGGGAAGUUAACGAAGGCAGAGAACGUGAAGUGGCAGGGCGUGAUUUGAUUUCGUUACAGGCGUGCUUUAGUGUCGUCGUGUGCUGAAAAUCCAAUUUCUCUUUGUAGCGUUGUUCGCCAUUUAGUUUGAUAUAUGGGGUAGUUUUAUAGAGAAAAGAGCUGUGUGGCAUUGUUGGGCUUGCUUGGUUUCUGGUUUUUUAUCUGCCGGGUGAUCAGUUGCAGUGAGAAAAGAAAACAUAAAGGAAAAGCGAAAAAAAAGCACUUGGGAGAAAAAUGUCAGGUUACAGAGACAACAAUUUCAGGAGCUCCAUGACUAAUUUUCCGCCUGAUGGAGCUGGUAUGGGGACUGAGAGUGAUGAUGGAGGGCUAUAUGAGGAGCUGUGGCAUGCCUGUGCUGGUCCUCUUGUGACUGUACCUCGUGUUGGUGAAAGGGUUUAUUACUUUCCUCAGGGUCAUAUGGAACAGGUUGAAGCAUCGACAAAUCAGGGUGCCGAUCGUCAGAUGCCCCUGUACAAUUUGCCUUCCAAGAUCCUUUGCCGUGUCAUUAAUGUGCUAUUAAAGGCUGAGCCGGAGACAGAUGAAGUUUAUGCGCAAAUUACUUUGGUCCCAGAAAUAGAGCAGCAUGAGGCUUCUAGCGAGGCGAGCCCGCCCAAUCCACCUCCAAAGAGGAAUGUGCAUUCGUUUUGCAAGACGCUUACUGCCUCCGAUACUAGCACUCACGGAGGCUUCUCGGUUCUCAGAAGGCAUGCUGAUGAAUGCCUUCCACCUCUGGAUAUGAGUCAGCAGCCUCCCACCCAAGAGUUGGUGGCUAAAGAUCUACAUGGGAUCGAUUGGCGUUUUAGACAUAUUUUUCGAGGUCAGCCUCGACGACAUUUGCUAACAACAGGAUGGAGUGUCUUUGUUAGUUCUAAAAGACUGGUGGCUGGAGAUGCUUUCAUAUUUUUAAGGGGUGGAAAUGGGGAAUUAAGGGUAGGGGUAAGACGUGUCAUGAGGCAGCAGAGCAAUAUGCCAUCAUCAGUCAUAUCGAGCCACAGUAUGCAUCUUGGCGUCAUUGCUACGGCAUCUCAUGCUGUUGCAACGCAUACCAUGUUUACUGUUUAUUACAAGCCAAGAACAAGCCAGUCUGAGUUUAUUAUUCCUUAUGAUAAAUAUAUGGAGGCCAUGAAUAGCAACCUUUCAGUUGGUAUGAGAUUUAAGAUGAGAUUUGAAGGGGAGGAGGCCCCAGAGCGAAGGUUUACUGGAACCAUAAUUGGGAUGGCGGAUAUUGAUCCACUCAGGUGGGCAACUUCAGACUGGAGGUCUCUCAAGGUGCAAUGGGACGAAACUUCUGCAGUUCCUCGGCCAGAGAGGGUCUCACCCUGGGAAAUAGAACCAUUUGUAGCACCUGCAGCAGUGAACCCUCAACCAGUGCCUACAAGAAAGCGUCCACGAACAAAUGUUUUGCCUCCAUCUGCAGACAUGUCAAUGCUUGGCUCUUGCAAAACUUCAGUGGACCCAUCAAUAGUACUCCGGUAUCCUCGAGGAUUGCAAUGCCAAGAUCCAAAGGCCUUGGGAGAGACGGAGGUUGAAAGCUCUCAGAAGUGGGGUGGUCCAAAACUGGGUGAUGGCCUGAUAGACAGUGGGAAUGCUGGCUCCCAGAAAUUGCCUGGAUCUCAAAACUGGAUGCCUUUACAUAAACAUGAAUCAACGUAUUCCGAAGCUUUUUACGGAUUUAAAGGUCCCAGCGAUGUGCCGUUUUCAAAUCAAAAUGUUGAAAAUAUGCAUCAUGGUAUUCCUUUGAGAAUGUUCCCGGGUCAUGAAAAUGGAACAUUGGACCCAUCUGCAAUAAAAUUGCAGUUAUCAACCACAUGGCCAAUUGCAUUUUCCAAUGAUUUACAGGGGUUGAGUGAGGCAGAUUUAAAACUUACUGGUACAUAUUUGAGUUCAUCUAACAAAUCUUGUGGAUCCGGGAUAUAUGAUGCCUUGAAUGGUGGCAACACACAUCAUUCUAAUUUUGGAGGUGGAGACUCUUCAGGGAGCUGGUUUAUGCCUUUAAUUCCUCCAUCACAAACAGAAGGUUCAGAAGAACCUAGCUCCGUGAAUGUAAGUAAAGGUAUAGCAGGAAAUAUACAACCCACUAAACUUGCAUCACAAUCUGGCCUUCCUAUCUGGGAAGUGUCAAAGGAUAAGAGAGGGGAACCUGUGAGCAAUUGCAAAUUGUUUGGUUUUCAGUUGAUUGACAAUACAGCAGUGGAUGAAAUAAACCCGUCAACCAUCACAGCUAUUGUGGAUGACAUGCAGACUGCGAAUGUCUCAACAGUAAAACAGACACAAUCUGUUGAGUCUGAUCAGGUAUCAGAGCCAACAAAAACUAAGUAUAAUAUGCCUACCAUAAGUUCCGAGCAAGACAAGUCUUUGCAGAAGUCAGUGAAAGAAACCCAAGCGAGAGCCCAAAGCAACACUACAAGGAGCUGUACAAAGGUACAUAAGCAGGGGAUUGCUCUUGGGAGAGCUGUGGAUCUGACAAAGUUUGAAGGUUAUGAUGAGCUAACCUGUGAGCUUGAACAUAUGUUCAAUAUUGAAGGAGAACUACAGGAUCCCAGCAAGGGUUGGCAGGUUGUUUAUACAGAUAAUGAGGGGGACAUGAUGCUUGUUGGUGAUGAUCCAUGGCAGGAGUUCUGUAGCAUUGUCCGCAAGAUUUUCAUCUACACAAAAGAAGAGGUUGAGAAGAUGACUCCUCGUAAAUUGCAUACCAAGCUUCAAGGGUGUUCUGAUGACGAACCACUUACCAGAGAAACAUCAAAAUAUUCAGAUCAUCAUGAAUCAACUGCACCUACCGCCAGCAGUGAGAAAAUUUGAUUGUUGACACCUCUAAAGGCUUGUCUUUGGAAUUUGUUCAACUGGACUAAAAAAGUGCAUGUUUUGAGUGGCUGUUUGUCAUUGGGGAUGGACAGGAGUACAGUUAUUAAAGGAAUUUGUAAGAAUGUCUGUUGUGUGCUUGUCUGGUCUUGUAACAUGCUUGGCCUGGUUUUAGAAAAGAUUCCCUGGCAUCGCAAAGCCUGUUAUCCUGCUAUAUGCAAUUUGAGGGUGUAGUUCCUGGCUGCCCAGUGCAAACUGUUGGUUUUGCUUUUGAGGGACUACUAUUCAAGUAGAGGAAUUUGUUCAAAUCCCAGUUUUGGAGCUUUUUUUGUGAAAUGAUGCAUAUGAUGCUUGCAAGGCCUUAUUUUGUAAAAAUGUUUACAUGGAAAGGGGGGAUAUCUGAGAACAAGCUGUACUCCUGUUUUGCUAUGAAGAAUACAGGCCAGGGUGUCAUGCACCAGAUGUUAAUCUAACUUGAACAACUUAUGGAAGCAAGGGAACUCUUAACCCCGAGUGUAUGAGAAGUGAAACCAGGCCAGUUUGAUACUCCCAAGUAUAUCCAGGGAGAUCUUCCUGUGGGUUAACAUGUGAGAUAGGUAAAGAGAUGAGCAAAGCUAAUAGCCAAUGCUAACUGUCUGACCGGAGCUUCUCAGUGACAAAUGGCUGUAAUAUUCUUCAUCUGUAAAUAAGUAAUGUAGUUGACUAAGAUUUGUCUAAACGAGAUUGUAUGAUCUUGUUCGAACAAUUGCCAUAACAAAAUGGACUUUUCACACAUUCUGUGUCUUUCGUGUUGAGAACUUAGAUAUUUGGUUUCUCAUUAAAACAGUUUGUAUUAUAUUGGAACAGACUGGAGCUGUUCAGCGCUGUACAGCACUGAACAGCUCCCUUUCAAUGGGAUUUGUACAUAUUUUAAUGCUUA
Messenger RNA from Cryptomeria japonica (Japanese cedar), 3961 nucleotides. RefSeq names its product auxin response factor 2B. Gene Ontology annotation, biological process: regulation of DNA-templated transcription; response to hormone. The record is from RefSeq and is a predicted model, not a curated record. Gene Ontology annotation, molecular function: DNA binding; protein binding. Lineage: Eukaryota; Viridiplantae; Streptophyta; Pinopsida; Cupressales; Cupressaceae. Bases 478 to 3042 code for a protein of 854 amino acids. The transcript has 14 exons. Gene Ontology annotation, cellular component: nucleus.